GGUAGGGGAGCUGCUGGGGAGAGCGGAGGACCCGUGUGGACCACAGCUUGCUGUAGCAGCGGCUGAGAGGGGGGGGGGACGGACACGCACCAGCCGGACACAGACUCUGAAACACACCUACCCACAACACACACGCGCGCCUCUCUCAGCCUUUUCAGCAGCAUCAACACACAUUUCACUGACGGGGUGGAGGAAACAACAGUCGGGUUGCAGAAAACGGUUGAAAUAUCCGUUGAAGACAAACAGCAGCUGAGAAUAAAUCCUCGGAGGUUCAGACUUCUUCACGCUGUCUACAACCUUCACCUCUGUUGGACCUAGGGGAAAAGGUUUGCACCGUGCCACUGACACACCUGAGCAUGGACAGGAAUAGGAAGUGGGUGCCAGGCUUCGGAGCUGUGCUGCUGACACUCCUAAGUCACAUGACUUCAGCACUUGAAGUGCCUCUUGAUCCUAAAGUACUGGAAGGAUUGCCACAGCCCCCUACUAUAAUAUUACAGUCCCCAAAGGAUUACAUCUUUGAUCCACGCGAGAACAUUGUCAUCCACUGUGAAGCCAAGGGGAAGCCUCAUCCCAGCUUCUCCUGGACAAGAAACGGGACUCACUUUGAUGUGGAGAAAGACUCCAAAGUUUUAAUGAAGCCCGGUUCAGGAACUCUGGUCAUUGAUAUCAGCAGCGAAAGGGCUGAAGCUUAUGAGGGAACUUACCAAUGCAUAGCUAACAAUGAGCAUGGCACUGCCGUAUCUGACAGCAUUGUCAUCAGGCAGUCCAGGUCCCCCUUAUGGUCAAAGGAGAGAAAUGAGGCCAUCAUGGUGCAGAAGGGGGUCUCCCUUGUGCUGCAAUGUCGACCCCCUGCUGGGCUGCCCCCUCCUGUCAUCUUCUGGAUGGAUAAUAACUUUCAGAAGCUACCACUGGAUAAACGAGUGUCCCAGGCCCUGAAUGGAGACUUGUACUUUUCCAAUGUUCUCCCAGAAGACACCAGGAGUGACUACAUUUGUUACGCUCGCUUUCCUCAUACACAAACCAUCCAGCAGAAACAGCCGAUUUCAGUCACUGUCCUGGACAUGGAAACAAUGAAUGAGACUCUGGCUGCUUUAUACAAUAUCACUGAUUUCUAUAGUGGUGACCCAGAGGGCGAGCGGCGUCCUGGUUUUAUGCUGCCUCUCGGCACCACCAGCACCAAGAUGGUCCUGAGAGGGCAGACUCUGGAGCUAGAAUGCAUCGCUGAGGGCUUGCCGACUCCAGAUAUCUCGUGGCAGAAAGAAGGAGGAGAGCUACCAAGCAACAGAGUGUCCUACCAGAACUUCAAGAAAACACUGAAGAUUUCUGAUGUGAAUGAAAAUGAUGCUGGCAACUACCGCUGCGUAGCCACAAAUAACUUGGGCACUGUACACCAUACCAUCAAGGUCACUGUCAAAGCGGCUCCUUUCUGGGUCAGCAUUCCCAGGAACCUGAUCCUCGCCCCUAAUGAAACUGGCGUGUUGACUUGUCGAGUCAAUGGAGAACCCAAACCAAGGAUAGACUGGUUUGUCAAUGGAAUUCCCAUAGAGAACACUCCUGUGGACCCCAGCCGCAAGGUGGAAGACGACACUGUGAUUCUCAGCAACGUGCAGUCAGGGUCCAGCUCUGUCUACCAGUGUAAUGCUUCCAAUGAAUUCGGCUACCUCCUGGCGAAUGCUUUUGUCAGUGUUCUUGCUGAACCACCAAGGGUCCUCACUCCACCUAACCAAGUGUACCAGGUCAUCACCAACAGCCCUGCAUUACUACACUGUGCUUCCUUUGGCUCGCCUAUUCCAACCAUCACAUGGUUCAAAGACAGUCAGAUCAGCAUUAAGAAUACUGACCCAUAUGUAAUCCAUGAGAAUGGUACUCUGGAAAUAAAUGUAGCCCAGCCGCUAAAUAGCGGAAAGUACACCUGCAUUGCCACAAACAACCUUGGGAUCAAGGAGAACCAUGUCUUUCUGGAAGUUAAAGAGCCCACUCGUAUCCUGAAGCAGCCAGAGUACAAGGUGGUGCAGAGAGGAAUGAGCGCUGUCUUUGAGUGUAAAGUCAAGCAUGACCCUUCCCUAAUUCCCACCAUGACCUGGCUCAAAGACAGAGGAGAGUUGCCUGAUGAUGAGAGGUUCGAGGUGGACACUGAUAGUCUGACCAUCAGAGACGUGACUGAUGAUGAUAAGGGGACUUAUACUUGCAUCAUGAACACCACCCUCGAUCAGGACUCAGCCAGUGCCAUGCUGACUGUUGUCGAGGCGACUCCUACUCCUGCAAUUGUCUACGAGAAACCUGACCCUCCGACUGACCUGGAGCUGACAGACCAAACAGAGAGGAGUGUCCAGCUCACCUGGACCCCAGGAGAUGAAAACAACAGUCCUAUAGAAAAAUUUCUGAUCCAGUAUGAGGAUCUUCUCCACCAGCCAGGAGUUUGGACAAACCUGACAGAGGUUCCUGGUACUAGCACCACAGCACAGCUGCACCUCUCUCCAUACGUGUACUACUCCUUCAGAGCGCUGGCUAAAAAUCGUGUCGGCUAUAGUGAGCCGAGCCAGUCCUCACGUCAAUAUAGGACCAACCCUGCAGCUCCUGAUGAAAACCCGUCAGGUGUUCAGGGAGUAGGAACCGAGCCAGGCAACUUGGUCAUCUCCUGGACACCACUCACAGGACUCCAGUCCAAUGGGCCCGGUCUGGAAUAUAAAGUGCAGUGGAGACAGAAGGAUCUUGAGAAGGAGUGGUCAGCACAGAAUGUGGCCAAUGUAUCCCAGUGGGUUGUGUCUGGAACUCCAACCUAUGUGCCCUAUGAAAUCAAAGUUCAAGCUUUCAACAAUUAUGGUGUCGGGCCAGAACCUGAAGUGGCGUUUGGAUACUCUGGAGAAGACUUGCCUUUGUCUGCUCCAGAGAGUGUGCAGGUCAUGGUUCAUAACAGCACACUGGCAGAAGUACACUGGGAGCCCAUAUCACCGCCCUCUGUCAGAGGAAAACUACAGGGAUACAAGGUAUACUACAGGCGAAAGCAUGGUUUGCAUGAGACAGAAGAGGAGACUGAUGAGGAAAUGCAAGUUUUGACUUUCAGUGGAAACCGAAGUGAGGGACGAUUGCCAGGCCUCCAGCCUUACAGUGUCUAUAGUCUCUCUAUCAGAGUCCUUAAUAACAAAGGAGAAGGGCCUUCUAGCCAAAGCAAGACAUUUGAGACACCUGAGGGAGUCCCAGGGCCUCCUUCUUUUCUCAGUGUAAUCAACCCUGGUUUGGACUCUCUCACUCUGGAAUGGGGCCCACCAAUUAACAACAAUGGACGUCUCACUGGAUACAUUCUGAAAUACCAACCAGUCAACAAUACCAGUGAACUGGGACCAGUCCAGGUCAUGACCUUUCUAGCCAACGAGACCACCAUUACUCUGAGUAACCUGAACUCCAGCAUGCUCUACAAGUUUUACUUAAGUGCAAAGACGAACAAGGGCUCUGGCCCCAUCAUCACAGAGGAGGCUUUCACAGUCAUGCAUACAACUCGUACUCGGCCCACUGUAGAGGCAGGCAAAGGCCCCACAGAGCCCCCUCACCCAACUUCCCCCAUCACUCAGUCUCUGCAUUCCCCGUUUCACAAGGCGCCUCCUGUGGGUCGUGCUUUUGGCACAGUUAACACUUCUGUAUCAGAGGACAGUGCAGUGAUCAGUUGGGAAUACUUUGGACACCAUAAGAAUGUAUAUGUGGAGUAUAUUGUUGAGAACAGUAAAGAGGAGUGGAAAAAGGAGUUUGCAAACGGUUCACACUCACAUACAAUAAAAGGUUUAAAGCCAGGAACUUCCUAUAGGGUGAAAGUGAUAGCUAAAGAUGCAGCCGACCCGACAGUCCACAGCACAGACGAAAUGUUGGUUACGGUGCCAGCUGUAGCCAGCCGGCAGGUAGACAUCGCUACCCAGGGCUGGUUUAUUGGACUGAUGUGUGCCAUCGCUCUCCUCAUCUUGGUGCUUCUAAUAGUGUGUUUCAUCAAGAGAAACAAGGGUGGCAAAUAUCCAGUGAAAGAAAAAGAAGACGCUCACCAAGACCCAGAGAUCCAACCCAUGAAGGAGGAUGACGGAACAUUUGGAGAGUACAGUGACACUGAGGACCACAAGCCGCUGAAGGGUAGCCGGACGCCGUCCAACGGGACGGUGCGGCGUGACGAGAGCGACGACAGUCUGGUGGAUUACGGUGAAGGUGGGGACGGGCAGUUCAACGAGGACGGCUCCUUCAUCGGCCAGUACAGCGGCAAGAAAGAAAAAGACACGCACGAAGGCAACGAGAGCUCAGAGGCCCCGUCGCCUGUCAACGCCAUGAAUUCAUUUGUCUAACAAAGGGCCACGGCCUGGCUGCAACGCUCGCUUCAGCCACUCCCUUGUCACCCUGGCAAAUGUGACCAUCUCUGUGGUGACAGCUGCUAAGGUGACAGUUGUUGUGGACACCUACCUUAACCCCUUGGUGGUUCUCACUCCGGUGGCCAUGGCUAACUGUCACCAAGACUGCUGACACGACCUCAUCCCCACACCUGCCAGCCCCGGUCACACUGUGACCUCCACUCAUCAAGACGCACUCAACAUGGCAAAGACCGGCUCCACAUCACCCAUAACCAUUGAAAGAAGGUGUGAAAUGAGGGAAGGAGAGAGCAAACAAUACAGAAAAGCAAAAGGAAUGUACCCGAAGGGGUUUUUACCACUCAGACUGAGCACGAAUCUUUUAAGUGUGUUAGUGCCAUUUGAUAUCCUUUGCAAAAUAUACUAGAUAUGAAAUAUCAAAAAAGAUAUAUUUUAUCAAGCUACAGUACAUAACCAGAAGGCAGGCAAAACAAUGCAUCCAAUCCCAUUCAUAAACAUAUGCAUGGAGUAAAUUGUGAUCCUAAUAAGCGUUUUACCACACUCGUGUCAGUUGUUGCAGAGGUAAGCUGCGUGUUGAAACUGUAUUCCAUGCACGCCUACAAGCAGCUGGGUAUGUCUUUUAUUGUUUCCUUUUUUUAUCAGUCAGAAAAUGUCAAAUCACGUAUGAUAUAUAGAGGAAAAAAAGACAGCAGUGUCUUUGCAGAGACUGCUGUGAAAUGUGUGACUCCAAGUAGAAGCUAGCAUAGGUUUUUGAGACUGACCUUUUUUGUACAUAUGUGGUAGAAGAAGAAGAAAGCUAUAUUUUAAGGACAGGUACGUCUAUUUGCAAUCAUUAAAAACCUGGCUAGACAUUAGAUAAGCUCAGCUUUCAGCCACUUAUCACACCAGCCAGCUAGCCAGACCUCCCACACUUAACUGCAGUCGGCCUCCCAUUUUUUUUCUUUUUUGCAGUCUUUUGUGUUUGUCCCAAGCCUGCGCUUCUUCUCACUGAUCUCUUAAGUGGUGAUUGAUCCAGUGUCAUUGCCAGGUGCUUCCACCUCGAGUUGUGGCCCCCUGCGCAGGCCUCUGUUUUACGUGGACAGAGCUAACCGCUACCCCAGCACUGCUUCCAAUAGCAUUCCUUCUUGCAUAUGUGCUGUGCAUACUGUGCUGCAAAUAUGUCGCAUUUAGAGAAAGGUUCACCGAGAGAUGGUGCAGCGGUGUCUGGAUGUUUGGAUGUUAAUGAUUGAGAAGCUCUCAGCACGGUUUCUAGUGCCUUUGUAGUGAACGGCAACCUGAUUCAUAGUGACAUCCUUCCUUCAUACACGAGACAGACCAGAGCUCAGAGCAGUUCAAGAAGUCUACAGCUGCGAUGCAUUCAGAAUACCACCCGACCUUACCUUAAUAACAGCUUUAAAAGCUACGCGAGUGUUCAACACCGCAAAGAAAUGCGCUUCAGGAUUUAGCUGAUAAUAAAGUUGUUCAUAGGGGAACAUUAAAACUAAGACCAUUUUAUCAGCUGUAAUGCCACUAAAUAUCGUAAAUAUGUGGGCUAGUUAUUUAAAAAAAAUAGCCUCUUUCAUUUUGGAGUCCAGGGUUCCUACACAGUGCUAUAAACGUGACUUGAUUUGAACAAUUUUGAUGUUACACAGUGGCAUUUGUUGUGAGGGGUCGCUUCCACCUAUAGAUUGCUAUGCCCUUGUUGACAAUCAUAUUAUCCAGCUACCAUCAGCUCACAGUGUAUACGCAUCAUAUAAUCAUACCAUCCAGCUGUGAACACUCGAUAAUAAAAUGGGAAAAAUGUGUCAUGUGUCCAUUUCAAACUUCUCCCAACCUGUUGGGAGCACUAAACAACUGCCAACCUUCUCGCCAGGUAACCGCCAGUGGGAACCAGACUCAACAUCUGGAAUAGACUUACAUUUGCUGGUAGCGCUUAGAAACGACGCGGUCAUAAAAAUGAUACUGAAUGUGAAAACAGGUGUAUCUGUUCAUGUGAAUAUAUUGCUUGUUUCACUCCAAAUGGUAAAACACACUGGUGACUUCGGUUUAUGCAUUCAACCCUUAUGCUGUAUGUCGUCUCAGUCUGAGCGCAGUGAGUUUUAUAUUACUGUAAAAUGAAUGAAGCUUAAGUGUGAAUGUCCGGGUGCACGAGAGUGAGCGUGUGCACCACAUGCAUGCUACCGCGUUGCAGCGUGCCCAAUGUAUGCCGUUGCUUUCUGUUUCCAUUGGUACCAGUCUAUAAUUCCGAUGUGUGUCAAGCAGUCUGCUCCCACUCUCAACGGGACAUGCAAAACUUUCUUUCCUUUUCUUUUUCAGAGAACAUUUCCAUGUGUUGGGUUUAUCAUAACUUGCAUCAAGUUUUUAGGUUGCAACGUGUCAGCUUUCCACGUGUAGAUAUUUCUGUUGCAUUUUUGUAAAUAAUACUUUGAAUUGAGCACGUUGAGGUCAAAGGUGAGAGCUAGACCUCAGUCAGUUCAGUGUGAGAUGGGACUAUUUACAGUUAUCAUUCUUUUUCAUUUGGUGUGAAGUUAUUUUAUAUUUUAACCCGUCAGGUGACUUUGCAAAUGUUUAGCCGAUCAGGUAUCAAAGGAGAUUAUUUAACUUGUGACUGAGCUCUUGUGACACCUGUAUUGUUUCUGUUUUAGACAGUUCAUGCACAUUUUCUGUAUUUUUUACAAAUAAAUUACAAAAAAAAAGGCACACAGUUAAAUAGGCUAUAUCAUUUAAAAUAAACACAUGCAUCUAUUUUGGGACAACACCGUGUGGGUGGAUGUAGCUCGCACAAGAAAUAUUGUCCUAAACUAGACAUCAGUUAAAAAUGAUAUCCUUUUAAAGCGUGUGCAUGCAAAAAGAAGACGAAAAACCCCACAAUUAAUAUUAAUUGGGAGCAUAUGGAAAUAUGGUCAGCAUGGAUUUAUAACCGAACUGGCAAAUUGGAGUGUGAAUACACCAGAAACAAUGUUCUAGUUACUGGUUAACAUACAGUAGGAUACACAGUAUAUGAUAUGACAUUCUGGUUAAUGUUAACGCUACACGAGAAGCAUGAAAGGCUGUCAAAAUGGUUUACUCUACGAUAUAAUAUUGCAAAAUAUUUUGUAUUUUAAAUGAAGUUUAAAAAAAUGAAAUAAAUGUUGGUUUCAGGA
Molecule: messenger RNA, 7462 nt
Organism: Neolamprologus brichardi
Lineage: Eukaryota; Metazoa; Chordata; Actinopteri; Cichliformes; Cichlidae
Source: RefSeq, a predicted model, not a curated record